Molecule: messenger RNA, 563 nt
Organism: Acaulospora colombiana
Lineage: Eukaryota; Fungi; Glomeromycota; Glomeromycetes; Diversisporales; Acaulosporaceae
Source: the annotation of a GenBank genome assembly
UCAUCGAGUGCACCAAUAGCGGAGGUGGGUGUGUCCAUUCCGGUGGUUGUGGUUAAGAUUAAAACUUGGACCCCGCCUGCCGAUCAGGAACGAGGACUUUUUCAAAGUUCAAACCAGGAUUUACCGGCCGUUGACAUAGUCUGCCACUCGUCGUUGCUCUCGGAUGCAAUGAAACGCAAUACUGCUAAUUUAAACCCAAGCUCAUCAGGAAAUCCGUCCUUCAAGUCUCGCUCCGGUUCAUCAGACCUAUCAGAUUUAUCCACUGACAGUGGAGGAAUACCGAGAAUAUCGAGUAUGCAAAGCUCCCCAUCCGACAAUAGAUUCCCUAUGGACGACCCAGACGACAUCGACUACGACUCCAUGGAGAGUUCCGAGUAUGAUGUCCCUCUUACCACUUCUAAGAGGGUGCCAUCUCGUGAAGAUCGCCCAAAGUUUCGAAAUCUAUUAAAUACAAAGCUCGAGCAAAUGUUCUCCGAGAAAGGAAUCCCUCUAACGCCAUACGGCAGAAUACCCUGGACAACCUUAGGCGAAACCUUGGCGGAAAAGGGGUUUUAUAUUACGGG